Molecule: messenger RNA, 1856 nt
Organism: Quercus lobata
Lineage: Eukaryota; Viridiplantae; Streptophyta; Magnoliopsida; Fagales; Fagaceae
Product: polyol transporter 5-like
Exons: 3
Coding region: 141-1730 (529 amino acids)
Biological process (GO): transmembrane transport
Cellular component (GO): membrane
Molecular function (GO): carbohydrate:proton symporter activity
Source: RefSeq, a predicted model, not a curated record
CAAAUCACUACUCAACCUGUGCAAGUUCAUGGCCACUUGAAUUUCUCUCCAAAAACAACACCACAAAUUUGAAGCAAAAAUCCCUUGUGAUCACAAAAGCCUCUCUUUUGUCUUCAAAUCUCUCUCUAUAGCUAACUAAUAUGGCUGACCGGAAAGCCGAAACUAAUGCCAUUUCCGGCCAACCCCAGAAGGCUAUUAUGGAUUUUGAUCCUCCAAAAAAACCCAAAAGAAACAUAUAUGCUUUGGCUUGUGCUCUUUUGGCCUCCAUGACUUCUGUCUUACUUGGCUAUGAUAUUGGUGUAAUGAGUGGAGCUAUAAUUUACAUCAAAGACGACCUCAAAAUCUCAGACGUACAGGUUGAAAUCCUCGCCGGAAUCCUCAACCUUUACUCACUCAUAGGCUCAUGCGCCGCCGGCAGAACCUCCGACUGGAUAGGCCGGAGAUACACCAUAGUGGUGUCCCAAGCCAUCUUCUUUGCUGGGGCUGCUCUCAUGGGAUUUGCCACCAACUAUGCUUUCCUCAUGGUUGGUCGCUUUGUCGCUGGCGUCGGCGUCGGCUAUGCACUCAUGAUUGCCCCUGUCUACACCGCUGAGGUCUCUCCGGCUUCCACUCGUGGCUUCCUCACCUCCUUCCCUGAGGUCUUUAUCAAUGCUGGCAUAUUGUUGGGGUACGUAUCAAACUACGUAUUCUCAAAGCUCCCAACACACUUGGGAUGGCGUGUCAUGCUGGGAGUGGGUGCGGUCCCGUCUGUGAUACUCGGCAUCGUCGUUUUAUGGAUGCCCGAGUCACCUCGCUGGCUGGUCAUGCAGGGUCGACUCGGUGACGCGAAGACAGUUUUGGACAAAACCUCGGACUCAAAAGAAGAAGCCCAAAUCAGAUUAGCUGAUAUUAAGGAAGCUGCCGGAAUUCCCGAGAAUUGCACAGACGACAUCGUUCAGGUCUCGAAACGCAGCCACGGUGAAGAUGUCUGGAAAGAACUGCUGCUCCGUCCUACGCCGGCCGUUCGCCACGUUUUAAUCGCAGCCGUUGGAAUCCACUUCUUCCAACAAUGUUCGGGGAUUGACUCAGUGGUUUUGUACAGUCCUAGGAUCUUUGAAAAAGCUGGAAUCACUUCCUCAAACAAAAAGCUACUCGCUACUGUAGCCGUUGGAUUUGUUAAAACGGUGUUUAUUUUGGUUGCAACUUUCUUGCUUGAUAAGAUCGGACGGCGGCCGUUGCUUUUGAGCAGUGUGGCUGGGAUGAUAUUCUCACUCGCCACCUUGGGAUUUGGGCUCAAGGUGAUUGAUCAUUCUGAUCAUACAGUCACGUGGGCUGUGGUGUUGUGCAUAACCAUGGUAAUGUCUUUUGUGGCAUUUUUUUCAAUUGGGAUGGGACCCAUUACGUGGGUCUAUAGCUCUGAGAUUUUCCCGUUGAAGCUACGCGCUCAAGGGACGAGUAUGGGAGUGGCAGUGAAUAGGCUGACAAGUGGGGUCAUAUCUAUGAGUUUUAUCUCGCUAUAUAAGGGGAUUACUAUUGGUGGGACCUUCUUUUUAUAUGCUGGAUUUGCCUUGGUGUCAUGGUUUUUCUUUUAUUUCCUGCUACCUGAGACACAGGGUAGGACCCUUGAAGAUAUGGAGGGGCUUUUUGGUAAUUUCAAGUGGAAUUUUCCGAAGAACAAGAAUAAUAAUAAUAUUAAGGAAGUUAGUAACAGUAAUGGACCUAACGGUCAAGUUCAGUUAGGGACUAAGUAAGUUAAGGGUUGGGUUUGGGUAAAAAAAGGGUAUUAAUGAUAGAUAUGUUUUAGCUUUUCUAUCAUAACAAUGAUGUGAGAUGCAGUAACGCCGAUGUUAUGAAUAACAAAGAUAAAUUUCCUAUUA